This is a messenger RNA of Oncorhynchus nerka (sockeye salmon), 2848 nucleotides long. RefSeq names its product type-2 angiotensin II receptor-like. Gene Ontology annotation, molecular function: C-C chemokine receptor activity; C-C chemokine binding. NCBI's taxonomy places the organism in Eukaryota, Metazoa, Chordata, Actinopteri, Salmoniformes, Salmonidae. The transcript has a single exon. The record is from RefSeq and is a predicted model, not a curated record. Gene Ontology annotation, cellular component: membrane; external side of plasma membrane. Gene Ontology annotation, biological process: G protein-coupled receptor signaling pathway; cell chemotaxis; positive regulation of cytosolic calcium ion concentration. Bases 39 to 974 code for a protein of 311 amino acids.
CACACCACUCUGAUCAUCUCAACAAUCUCUCUCAAGUCAUGACCGUGGAUCAGCUCAACAUCUCCAUCUCCAACAUCACCUCAGGGAAUCCUGGCAACGUUGUCUCCAGUACACUGCUGGGAUUGUGCUGCCUUGUGGGCCUCCCUGCAAAUAUAGCUGUCGUGAUGGUCAUUCUGCGCCAGGUAAAAAUAGAUAAUGUCACCCUGAAACUGAUGCUGAAUCUGGCUUGUUCUGACAUCCUGUGUCUGGCAUCCCUCCCUGUGUGGAUCUAUUCUCUCCUGUGUGGUUGGAAUCUUGGCCGUGGGCUUUGUAAGUUCUUCUCCUUCAUGGUCUAUUGCAGCCUAUACAUCAAUAUCAUGACUGUAACUGUGAUGAGUGUGCAUCGCUACGUGUCGGUUCUCCACCCCCACCAGUGGGCCAGGCUGGGAAGGAGAGGUGAGAAGGUUUUGCUACCUGCACUAUGGGGACUUGCAUGCAUCCUAACUGGGCCUGCUGUUGCAACAAGGAAUACAGUGGUUACUGGUUCUGGUCUAAGAUGUCAAAGACACACUGAAUCGGACUGGGAAAUAGUGGCUGUUCUUUUUUUUGAGACAUUGGUGGGUUUUGUUCUGGGUUCCAUUCUGGUCAUUUUUUAUUUCUUACUUCACAAGCGAGUGAACCAGACAGCCCUCUUCAGCACCCAAAGGAUGACCAGAUUGGUCACUGGAAUCACUGUGGCCUUCAUCAUUCUCUGGGUUCCUGGUCAUGUUGUUAACAUUGUGGACAUCUCAGCCACCUUACUGAAGUAUUCACACCCUGUUACAUCUGUUAAGUUGACGACCUUUGCGGAGUUGACACGGGACUUUGCAAAGUGCCUUACAUUUGUUAACAGUUGUGUGGACCCCUUUCUGUAUGCGUUUGCCUUUCAGAGAAUUUGGCAGAGAAGACCAGAUAAGCGGGAGAGAGCAGACCCUGCUAUUCAGAUCUGUGUGUAAUAAUUCUGUCAAUCAUUUAUGCUUCUUUGUGAUUGUUAUAUUUUUAUUUUAUUUGAGGUGUGCAUUUAAAUCAGAGGGAGGGAAGCACCACAGCUUGAGGUGCAGAGGUUACCUAUAUUGGGAUAACGUUUAAAAUGUAAACCAGGUCAAAAAAUGGCUUCAUCAUGAUUGACCAAAGACCAACAGUUGGUAAAAGCAGAAACAGAAUGAAAUCUUUUUAAAAAAUGAUCACAAAGCAGCUUGAAACAAUCUUCAAUGUCUCCUUUCAAACCAUGCAAACUUGGUCAGUACUGAAAUGCAUCAAGGCAACAUGGUAACUGCAAAAUUGAAAGUGAAAUGAUCAAUUCGCUUUGCAGGAAGUGGUAGAUAAGAGUAGGUGAGAACUUUCUUGUCAGUAUCUUCAACAUGACUGUCAAACCCUGACCACAGAGAGCCUUUGGUUCUCUCACACACUUUACAUCAACUUUCAUUAUUUACUCAGCCCUUUGGUUCCUCAGACCAUAAAGUGACAAUAGUGUUGCAAAAAACGUGAAACAUUGGCCUGGACAUCUUCAAGUGGCUCAAGUCUUUGAUGUCCUUCAUGGUACAGUGUGUUGAUGCAGAUGGAGCAGGAAAAAAGCUCAGACUGUCAGGCCCAAACACUUGAGACAGGCAAAUAAAAUGUGCUUUUACUGCAGCUAGCAAAAAAUAUAGUCUGACUUUUAUGCACAGUUAACUUUUAUGGGUGUCCUUUAAGCGAACACAUUACACCUUUUACAGCGAUGAGGCCUUACUCAGUAAAUAUGAAAGAUUGUUCUGCUCUGCAGAUUCGAAUUGAACUGUGAAUUGAGUCUGGUCAUAAAGGAUCAUGUUAGAGUAGCAUAUACAACUAGAAUAUUUUAUUUUCCUACGAAAUGCUUUCGUCAAUUUUUCAAGCAUCAGACACAGGUGUACAGUAAAUUACACCAUCAUAUUAAUAAAUUGCUCUCCACAAAUGCUAUUGCUACUGUCAUUUCAUACACAGGCCUGAUCUAGAUUGCAGACUACGUACUCUGCUCUAACUAAUAAUAACUAAAGCAUACAUGUACUGUAUGUACGAUGAGCAUACUUCUCAUGGUUUGAAUAUCACCCUUAUUUAUGAACUUCCUCGCUUCAGAACACUGAAAUGACCUUUUUAAAGCUUUUCUCGAACUAUCAAUCCCAUUCUCCAGUCCAAGUGAUGGAGCAGCUUUAGAACAGAUUCUGAAGUAAAUAUAAUGCACCGAGUCCUACGCAAGAAAUAAUUCCUCUGCUUUUCUCAGUGUCUAACCCUCUUUUUUUUAAAUGUCAAAUGAUGUUAUUUUCCAGCUCCAGCAGUGAGAUUGGUACGACUGCAGCUAAGCUAACAUGAGUGGGAGUUACUAGUGGUGAGAUUCAAUACACAUACAGUACCACCAGGCACGAAUUGACACGCUUGAAUAAUCAUGACAUUUCUGUUGCAACUGCAGCCCAAAUGAAAAAUAAAUGUGUUACACCAGAUUGUGAUUAUAAUGCCUUUUACACAUUUAGCUUAUACAAGGGCAUUUAGCUGCUACAAGGCUAAUUGUCUAUAGUAGGGGUAACGCGCCGCAAAAUUCAAACAUGAUGAACCUAAGCAAAUAAAUCAACAGGAUGUCACAAGUUCCUCAAGUUUAUUUUUUUGAAACUAGUAUGGAGCUUCCAAAAUCACCUUGACAGAGUGAUGGAAGACAUCAGCCAACAUCACACACACACACAUUGAAAAAGUUCAAUUCAGAUUCACUAAACUGGAUAGGCACACACUCAAACCACGCGUAAACACAUCAACAUAAAACAACUUAAUAAAUCAUUUUAAUAGAGUGAAGGAACUCAUGACCACAUUCACAAAAAUACAGCGA